Plectropomus leopardus (leopard coralgrouper) is the source of this 2321-nucleotide messenger RNA. The record is from RefSeq and is a predicted model, not a curated record. NCBI's taxonomy places the organism in Eukaryota, Metazoa, Chordata, Actinopteri, Perciformes, Serranidae.
UGAGACGAGGACACUGAACGGCCUAAAGGAUUAUACAUUCUUUUCUCUGUUCUGGAUUAUAACUUUCCUGGAAAACUAUUUAGGUAAACCUCUUCAUUCAGUGAGUGGUGGUAUGCUGGCUGUCUCACUCCAAACAGAGUUUAUGGCCAAAGGAGUUUCCACAACAGAACCGCUCUCAAAGACAAGUGUGCUUCUUGAGAAAACUUGAAGUUUUCCUUUAUCCACGUUCACAGGUAUGCACGAUGGAUUAUGACAUUUUAGAACUCCAAGUAAUAGUAGUUUUUAGGGUUUUACCACAGUUACUGUGGGUGUGCAGAUGUUAUAUCCAGCAAAUGCAAAUGAUUAAAUGCAAAAUGUGAAAAUAUGAACUACGGCCGGCGUGAUAUCAGAUUUUUACACAGUUAUUUUGGGCAAAAGAGGUGCAAGGUACAAGGUAGAAUUAUUAAAAUUUGUCCUUAAAUACUGCAACAUCGUUUUGGAAUCCAAGUAAAAGAGUUCAUAAUAACAAUAUUAUCAUGAUAUUUAUAGAAAUGUUUUUUUUUUUAAUCAGUCAGUUUUUUUGGUACAAUGCAACACCCCUAAUAUGAAAAGUUAUAUUGUGUGUGUGGGUGUGUCUAGAGUUAAGUAGUAAGUUUCUUUCUUUGGUGUGUGUGGUAAUACACCAAGGUUCAGGCCAAAUGGCACUAAGAGCAGAUUUUUCCUCUUAUGUCAUCAACUUAGUUGUAGAAAUGGUUGGCAUGAAACCCAAAGACGCAGUGCCCUCUGCGGCGGUUAAGUUCUUUGGAGCAGGCACAGCGGCCUGCAUCGCUGACCUCAUUACCUUUCCACUGGAUACGGCCAAAGUCAGACUACAGAUUCAGGGAGAGUCUCAGAAAGUUGAAGGGCCCAGAGAAAUGAAGUAUCGGGGAGUGUUUGGCACCAUCACCACCAUGGUGCGCACCGAGGGGCCCAGGAGUCUUUACAACGGACUGGUGGCAGGACUCCAGAGGCAGAUGAGUUUUGCCUCAGUCCGAAUCGGUCUUUAUGACUCAAUGAAGCAGUUCUACACUCGAGGCACCGAGAGUGCUGGAAUUGUUACUCGGCUCAUGGCGGGCUGCACCACAGGAGCCAUGGCUGUGGCAUUUGCUCAACCAACAGAUGUGGUGAAGGUGCGUUUCCAAGCACAGGUACGGCUGGCUGAUGGUGAGAGGAGGUACAACGGCACUCUGGACGCCUACAAGACGAUUGCCCGAGAUGAGGGAGUACGAGGCCUUUGGAAAGGUUGUAUGCCCAACAUCACCCGUAAUGCCAUUGUAAACUGUGCAGAGCUGGUGACCUACGACAUAAUCAAAGAACUCAUCCUAAAGUACGACCUAAUGACAGACAAUCUGCCGUGCCACUUCACUGCUGCCUUCGGUGCCGGUUUCUGCACAACAGUUGUGGCCUCUCCUGUGGACGUAGUCAAAACACGGUUCAUGAAUUCGGCAGAAGGCCAGUACAGGAGCGCCAUCAACUGUGCUCUCACCAUGCUGAGAAAUGAAGGACCCACGGCCUUCUAUAAAGGGUUCAUGCCUUCCUUCCUGCGACUGGGCUCAUGGAAUAUUGUGAUGUUUGUGACAUAUGAACAAAUUAAACGAGGUAUGACCAGGACACAACAGUACUGGGAGUCGCCAUUCUGACCUCAGCUCGUCGAACUGUUUCUUCAGACAGGACCGCACCGACACGACGGUCUAACCUCCACCACGAUGUAGGGGUGAUGAAGGGUUGGAAAAGAAUGUUUUAAAGACUUGUGGCAGGAAGUUGUAGCUCUAUGAAUGAAACUGAGGGCAUCAUUGCAAUACGAGACUGAUACAAAGACUCAAGUGUAAAAGGGACUUUGUAAUGGGUCCUCCAUUACAAACGCGCUUACUCAGGUGAAAAAAGACGGAUGUGAAAUUGUAAUUCCAGAAGGUUACUGUAUGUUUUAUAGCUUAUCCACAAACUUUGUUGAGCUGGCUGUUGUAUAGCUUUGAAGAUGGAUUUUUGUGUUUACAACAAUGAACUGUGAGCUAAUUUGAAUAAUGUUACACAUCAUUUUGUUUUUGUUUCUUAAGCAGCUUUUCCAAUAGAGGAAUAGAGUCUGGCAUCACAGACCUAAGCAGUGACCAUUUCUAUAUUUCUUAAUAUCUGUGUUGCAGAUUGUUUACAGUGUUUACCAUUGUUUGUGCAUGUGAUCAGGGGUUUAUAGUUAAAUUAAUGUGCUGCUCAUUGUAAAUAGUAUGAUUUAUUGCGGGUCAACAAAUCAUAAAUAUAUUGCACACAGUGAUAAAUAAUGCCAAAAUGAAUAAAGGAAGUGCCUUUUC